CGACGGUCGCGACCCCCAGGUUGAGAACCGCUGCCCUAUGGGAUCCGUAGCGCCCAGCCCUCCGGCCGGGGAGGCCCCAGGCGGCGGCCAACGGCCUCUUCCUUGCAGGACCCUGCGCUACGUCCCCGCGGAGCUUGAGGACAAAGUGGUCCCGGACGCCGAGGUCCUGCGGACGCUGCUCGCCGUCUUCCGGGCGCUGUUCGCCAACGCCCUCCCCCGGCAGCGGGACGUCCUGGCGGCGCUCCCGGAACCGGUUCGGUCCAAGUACCAAGACCUGCUGUCGGCUCAGCCUCGGGGGGCGCCCGUGCUCGGCUUCACACCCCAAGACGUCCUGUACCAGACCCUGGGCUUCAGUGUGGCCCGCGCGGCCAGCUCCCUGGCGGCCGCCGGGGAGGGCGUCUUCGUGGCGGCAGGACGGGCCCCGCGGGGCGCCGUGGUCGGCAUGUACCCGGGUACAGUAUAUCAGAAAUAUGAGCCAAUCUUUUUCCAGUCGAUUGGAAAUCCGUUUAUUUUUAGAUGCUUGGAUGGCGUGCUCAUUGAUGGAAAUGACAAGGGAAUCUCGAAAGUCGUGUACAGAUCUUGCAAUGGAAGGGACCGACUUGGCCCUUUAAGAAUGAGCGAUAGCACUUGGCUAACAUCAGAAAUGCAGAACCCUCUGGCGGUAGGCCAGUAUGUCAACAAUUGCUCCAAUGACAGACCAGCGAACGUCUGCUAUCAGGAGUUGGACGUGCCCACGGGCUUCCCUGUGGAACUGAAGCAGUACCUGCCCAACACCACCUACAGCUGUGCCCAGCAAGGGCCGCUGCGCUGCGUCGUCCUCGUUGCUCUCAGGGACGUCGGACAAGGAGAAGAGCUUUUCUCAAACUACUACACGGUUGUCAGCUGACUCUGAAUAAGGAUCGGGUUUUCUAUUCAGUUCAUGUUAAUAUUUUGGUUAAUCACUUCUGAAUUCCAGAGUGGGAAUUUAUUUCUAUUUUGUUUCAAUUCCAUGAUAAAAGUUAUUUGCUCAAUUUCAAAUUUGCAGUGCUAUUCCAAUUUUCAUUUUCACCUAAAUACAGUAAUUAAAACCUACUGCCUGAAUUUAUAAUUUAAUUUUUCUUUUAAUAUAUCUUGUGUCCAUAUACAUGUGUGGUUAUAAAAUGUUAGCCAAGUUAUCAGCAAUUAUUUUACUGUUGAUGUAUAUGAACUUCUGAAAAAUGUUUUUCUAGAAUAAGCUAAAGCCAAACAUUUUUUGUUCCCAUGAGUUAACUGGUGUGUGUGUAAAGAUUGUUUUAGCUAAGGGAGAAACGGGCGGGGGGUCAUACCAUUUUCUCUAUUUGCACAUUUACCCAGAGAUUAAAGCAGCAUGAGACUGUUUGGCAUGUGGGGGACACCGGCACGAGCGCUCCUGUCUCCACGUGGCGUCCCCGACGCGUGUGAAUGCUGAGUGGGGCUAAUGAGCCCGUGUGCAUCAGGGCCAGAGGCCUGGGAGAGGGCAGCGAAGCCCCAGGCGCAGAGCCUGCCACUGACGGCGAUUGUGGCCCAAAGGGACGAGGCCUGGAAGUCACCAGAUGAUUCUGCUCCUGCCCCUGAAGGUCUGAAACACUAUGUAGCUCGCACGGGGCACUUGGCUGCCUUCAGACGCCGCCCGGAGGGCAGUGUCCCCGAGCCCUGCACAGCGAGCUCGCUGGUGUCUGCGGGUGAAGGAAUGCGCUUUUAGACAAGUAACCAGAGCUGGGGAGUCAGGGUUUCGUUUCCAUCUUCCCUCUCCUGUCCUUACACAGAAUCCGGACAUCGUGUGCCCUCAGAUCGGAGAGACUAAGGGAGCCACAGAGAAAGCUCUGGUCAGAGCAAGGGGCGUGGGGGACGCCUGGAGAGAUAAAGGCUUAGGGAAGUCGUUCUAGAGUCGACUGAAUGUGACUAUUAUGAAGAAACCUACCAUAAAUAUGUCAAAUAAUGUGACCAAAUUUCAGGUAUCAUGUCUUCUUAGAAGCCACUUAGAACAGUGUUUGAAACAUUAAGAUGUUCAUUAAAUAUUUCCUGAAUUAAAUUUAAAGCAUAAUCCUCA
Molecule: messenger RNA, 2047 nt
Organism: Myotis lucifugus (little brown bat)
Lineage: Eukaryota; Metazoa; Chordata; Mammalia; Chiroptera; Vespertilionidae
Product: SET domain-containing protein 9
Molecular function (GO): protein binding
Source: RefSeq, a predicted model, not a curated record